Molecule: messenger RNA, 5215 nt
Organism: Bombus huntii
Lineage: Eukaryota; Metazoa; Arthropoda; Insecta; Hymenoptera; Apidae
Gene: fwd
Product: phosphatidylinositol 4-kinase beta
Exons: 14
Coding region: 1176-4442 (1088 amino acids)
Biological process (GO): phosphatidylinositol phosphate biosynthetic process; phosphatidylinositol-mediated signaling
Cellular component (GO): cytoplasm; membrane
Molecular function (GO): 1-phosphatidylinositol 4-kinase activity
Source: RefSeq, a predicted model, not a curated record
AAAGUAGUCGAGUUUGGCGAGGUCGCCUUUUGCGUUGGCACGGAGAUUCGGUUCGUGCAUGUUUUUGGUUGCAGUCCGGAACCCGAAAAAAAACCCGCGUACAGUAUUCGUCUCUGUGACUGUUGCAAUUCGCUAGGAUAAAAACGAAAGUGAUGAAGUGUGAUUCUGUGCGCGAACAUAUAGGGCGUAGCCACGCAUUGUGCAAAAUCGGCUGAAAACGAAUGACGACAAGGCGGUGCGUGACAGUCUGAGUCUGCCAUUGGAAAGGAUAUCUUGUUGUCUUUUUCGCACUUAGUGGCAUUUUGCGUACUCGCGGGGUUCGCUGCAUCAUCGUCAUCCUUUCUUUUUCCUCUUUCUCUUUCUCCUACCAUUUUCUCUAGCUCCUUGUUCCGUAUACUAUUCAAUCGUAGUUUAUUAUACGCGCUACACAGACAAAAUUGAAGACGUCCACGCAUGGUGCAGUCCCAAUCGCAGCACAGUUCUGAAUUCAAGUACGAGGGAUACGAAUAAGGGAGAGAUACAAUAUCUAUGGGGGUGUGGAUCUAACGGGUGUCAAUAUUGAGGCAGUGGUUGGUUUCUAUGCUUCUGGCACACCCAUCGCUGCACCACUGCUGGCUAGCGAGUGAAUACGAACCGAGCGGAAGGACGAGUCCCUGAGUAAAAGAGGGAGAGUAAAAAGCCGGCAUACCGCAGCUUAUACUUCGCUCUAUUUUCCUCCUUAUUGAAUUAUUCCUCUCCCAGGGAUUUCACUCGGCUGGUCUCCUUACCGAUUAAUCUCGCGGGAAAGAAACCUGGUUUCGUAUGAUUUCAAUUUGCGAUAAAUACAAAAUUGUUCACGCAUAGAAAGCAAUCUUUAAACACAAUCUUCGUUUCGAUGUUAUUUCUUCUUACGUUGUUAAAAAAGAAUACUUUCGUCUUUUUUGAAACGCGAAACGGAAAAAGGAAAGACGACGGAAAAAUAAAUGGAAAUAUAUCGUAGAUUCAUUGCGUUUACGAUGAGAUCAUUGAAAACAUAUGUUUGCCGUUGGAUUUUCGUCACAAAACACACAGUUAUUAAUUUAUAGGCAAGAUUACAAGCUUUACAGUUUCGAGGCAAUGUCGUUUAUAGCAGAGGUGGACGAUCAACAUGAACAGCAGAUGACUGUUAGCCGAGCUGAUGCUCGUUCAACUUUAAUAUGAGUGAAGUAGUGGCUGUAACACCUAGUGGUGGAUCGACACGCCAGGAAAGCGUGGCACACAUCAAAAGACAUAAAUUAGCCAACUGUAAUGUUCCUCUUGUGCACGGACGAUCAAAUCCGCCGAUCAACACCCGUAAUAGGCUGACCACGCAUCAACGAAAUCACAGUUUGGACUUUAGGUCAAUGGGUAUUUUAUUGCCGCCAGUACCACAGGCGAACGCGACCACGCUGACGCAUCAUCAUAGAAAUCGAAGUCUUGACUCCGCGCUGCAGCGUAUCCCGGAAGUGGACGUGACACCGAGUCCAGAAUGCGAGACAACGCCGGCCCCCGUAGCUAAAACGGCCGCGGUACCGGCGUGCAAAGCGCGCAGCCGGGAACGCGAGGAUUUAGCCAGCCUCGGAUCCGACGAUUCGGGUAUACUUUGCGGUUCCGAUAGCGGUUCCAGCGACGCAACGAACGCUGCCACCAGAGAGUCGAGCGUCGACCACCUGCAUAGUCGUGAGAGCCUCGAUUCCUCGUUAUCCCAGCCAGGUGACAUGGAUAGCGUGGAUGCAGUGGAUGCGAUGGACGGCGAAGAAACUAGUACUCCAGCCUCAGUCUCAGUGUCGGUGUCGGUGCCAGUGUCACCUGUGGAACUGGUGCACUUGAGUGAACCUUCUUUGAAAAAGGGUGGUGAUUGUAGUAGUAGUGGUAGUGAGCCGCAUAAACACGAGAACACGAGCAGUGGUGAUCAUGGUUCGCAGGAACCGCGCUCCAGUAACGUCUGUACGGUCAAAGAACUCGAGGGUCAUGAGUACGCGCACGACGAACAACGACGCACCACCGAUAUGGGUGUGACGGUUGACACGCGAGACUUCCAAAAUUCCAUGGAAGUCUCGCCAGUGAACGAUAAACAGAGUGAACUGGCCGGCGCAGCUAUGACUUUGUGUUGCGGGACCGCUGUGCAAUCCGAAACUAGCGAGGCAGCUGUGAAAAAGCAGACUGGUGUCGUUUGCCGGAGGCAAGAGACGGUACAGCCGAAACCAUCCGAAGGUUGUUUGCUCAGACUGUUCGAAAGCCAGAUUUUCGACAUGUCCAUGGCGAUCUCUUAUCUUUUCAAUUCUAAGGAGCCUGGCGUUCAGAGUUACCUUGGCAACAAGAUGUUUAGUUUCCCAGAUAAUGAUGUGGACUUCUACUUGCCACAGUUAGUUGUGAUGUAUAUACAACUUCAUGAUGUUACAGAAGUUCUUUAUCCAUAUCUUGUCCAUAGGUGUAGACAGUCGGCUGAUUUUUCGUUAAAAUGUGCCUGGCUAUUAGAUGCAUACAGUUCUGACGCUCAUUUGCCAUCCAAAAAGAAAUCUCAUGGGACCAAAUUAAAAAAUCUUAUUCUCUCAGAUGAACUCAGGCCAAAAGGAAAUGAGAAUAAAAAACGUGUAACUGGAUUACAAGCUCCCGCACCGCCAGCACUGACUCCGAUGCAAAGCAUUACAUCACCUAAUAAAAAGACACACCAAAGAUCUCAAUCUGAUGCCACUGGAUUAUUUCAAACUUUACGUCGUAGCCAUUCCGGUACAAUAAAUAAAGUAAGUCUUGGGGACCUGAGCUCUGGUCGAGCAUUUGAUAAUGGUUGUACCUGUUUUUAUUCCUGCCAAGGUGUGGUAAAUGAUUUACGAGGACAAAAGACCGACUGUUUUUGCAAUGCGCCACGUCUUGCUCCAGAACUUGAAUUUAUACAAGCAUUAAUAUCUAUUGGUAAACUACUUGGAACUAUUCCAACAAAGGAAAGUAAAACUGUUCAAUUAAUAGCGGAGCUUAAUACUCUCAAUUUGAAUCUUCCUGCAAGGGUGUGGCUUCCUUUGCACAGUUCAAUACCGCAUCAUAUCGUACGAGUGCCACCACAAUACGCUGCUGUCCUUAAUAGCAAGGAUAAGGCACCAUACAUAAUUUAUGUUGAAGUGUUAGAAGUAGAAGAUAUUUACACAUCACCUGUACCGACAAAAAUAGUGGGAUGUUCAUUGAGGCAUACUAAAUCUGAAGAAAAUUUGACUGGAGGCGAACAGUCUAAUGUAAUGGGUUCAUCAAACAUAUCCACUUUAGAAACGCAACAAAACAUGCCACCAAUUAGACAAACUCCGGUUAAAAAUAUUUCUCCAUAUUCGGUUAGAAGUACGGAAGUUGCAUUUAAUUUUCCUGAUGAUGAUCCUAACGAUUGUUGGAGUCAAGAAGAUGAUGAAAUCACGCAACAGUAUUUACAACUUCGAAAGCCAAAAGAUAGAGAUACGAUAUCUCAAUUAAGUCAAGAAUCAUCUGAUAGUAAAGAACCAAUAUUUGUACCUGGUGAUAUAAAGAGGCGGUUAAGUGAAAUGGCUGCUACGCCUAGUGCAACGUUUAAUCAUGAUCCGGAAGAUCCAUCGGCGGCUGUUUUGAAAGAACCAUGGGAACUAAAACAACGUCGCAUAAGAUCUUCCAGUCCGUAUGGCCAUUUGGCAUCUUGGAGGCUCCUUGCUGUUAUCGUAAAAUGUGGCGAUGAUCUUCGGCAAGAACUCCUUGCUUCACAGUUACUCUCAAUGUUACAAAAAAUUUGGCAAGAUGAGCAGGUGCCUCUUUGGGUGCGGCCAUACAAAAUUUUGUGCUUAUCAAAUGAUAGUGGCUUAAUCGAGCCAAUUUUAAAUACUGUAUCACUUCACCAGGUGAAAAAGCAGUGCCAAUUAACGCUAAACCAAUAUUUUGAACGAGAAUUUGGUCCAUCUACGUCAGAUACAUUUAUUAUCGCGCAAAGAAAUUUUAUUCAAAGUUGUGCGGCGUAUUGUCUUGUCUGUUAUCUCAUUCAGGUUAAAGAUCGUCAUAACGGAAAUAUUUUACUUCAUAGUGAUGGACACUUAAUACACAUAGAUUUUGGAUUUAUUCUUUCGACUUCGCCAAGAAACUUAGGAUUUGAGACUAGUCCGUUCAAACUAACUCCAGAAUUUGUGGAAGUGAUGGGCGGAAGCCAAUCUAAACAAUUCCAAGAAUUCAAAACUUUAAUUCUACAAGGAUUAAUCGCAGCACGGAAGCAUAUGGAAAAAAUUGUAAAUCUAGUGGAAAUAAUGUUAUCAGGAUCGCAACUCCCAUGUUUCCGUAGUGGCGGAGCAGCAACGGUUCAAGGACUGAAAAACAGAUUCCAUCUUACAUUAACGGAAGAUCAAUUACGUCGGCAUGUGGAGGAUUUAGUCGAAGCCAGUAUCCAUUCGUGGUCUACUAAGUUAUAUGAUCGAUAUCAAUAUUUCGCAAAUGGCACCCUUUAAUAAUAAUAUCAAUUUCUACCCAUAUGGCAAGGAUAAUGAUUUUUACAAGAAUGCGAAAAAAAACUUAAGUUAGUACUUCUUAUGUGGUACUUCUUCCAGAAAUGUUUAAACUUUAUAGCAUUCCUUAUGCACAAAUUAUCUUUGAAGCUAAUUGUUCGAUUACAUACAAGUAUGAUCGAUAAAUGGGAAAUGCUAUUUAAAAAAAAAAAUAGAUUUAUUCCAAAUAUAUGUAGAAUAAGCUAAUUUCAGUAGAUUAAUUUUACUUGCUCUUGAAUUAUUCCUAAGUUUCUUAAAAAUACCAUAAUAAUUAUCUUUCAUAGAAAUUUGUACAAAUAUCGCGUUUAUUAAUAAUUAAGAAUAAUUUGUGAAAAAAUAUUGUUUACAAAAGUUUUAUGCAUUAUACCUGUAAAAAAGAUGGCAAAUGAAACAGGGAAUAAUUUAUGAAAUUUUAAUUGUUAUGUUAAGUAAUGUUAGAUAUGUAUAAUUGGUUUUGUUAUAUACAUUAAAAUGACUAUGUAUGCCUUAUUGGCAACUACAAGUUAACUAUCGUCGGUGCAGACUUUGUGACGUUGACUGAAUGCUGGACUGUUAGAUCGUUAUAGCCUAUAACAGCGUAAUUUGUUAAAGGUGCCUUAUUUGUAGAAAAUGGCGGGACGAUCAAAUCCGAACACAGUGAAGUGACUACGUGCGUUGAUCUACUGACAAAACUGAUCUAUUAUAAAAAGGACAAUCUAUAGUUUGUACAUAAAUACAUUGCGUGAAAUUUUGUCGAA